Molecule: messenger RNA, 1815 nt
Organism: Pyricularia grisea
Lineage: Eukaryota; Fungi; Ascomycota; Sordariomycetes; Magnaporthales; Pyriculariaceae
Exons: 3
Coding region: 134-1636 (500 amino acids)
Biological process (GO): transmembrane transport
Cellular component (GO): membrane
Molecular function (GO): transmembrane transporter activity
Source: RefSeq, a predicted model, not a curated record
GGCAAAAUUAUUAAUAUUCACUACUCCAUUGUUACCGGUAGUGCCAAUGUCCAUUGUUGUAUAGAUUGUUGCCAAAUGCCUUGAGGGGUUCCUUUCCACUUGGUCUUCAGAGACGACACGAUUCUUAUCCAACAUGUCUAAAUCAGCCGUCGACACCAACCCGGAGUCGGCCGACGAAAAGCCCGUGGCCCUCGUGCGCGGCGGCCAGGUCGACGCCGAAGUCGCCCACAACUAUGUCAUCGAACCGGCUGCCGAGGCCCGACUCAGGCGCGUGCAGGACCUCCGGGUGCUCCCCAUGGUGUUCCUCAUGUAUUUCUUCACCUUCCUCGACCGGACCAACCUUGGCAACGCCAAGGUGGCCGGCAUGGAGGCGGACCUGGACCUGGGGACAUACGGCUUCAACAUCGGCGCCUGCCUGUACUACGGCGUCUACUUUUUCGCCGACAUACCGGCGUCGCUGAGCGUCAAGCGCUUCGGCAACGUGGUGUUGCCGUUGAGCUGCGUCUUGUUCGGAAUCGUGACCUUGGCUACUGCUUUCAUCACCAACCAGGCUGGCUUCUACACCAUGAGGAUUCUGUUGGGCUUGACUGAGAGCUUCCAGUUCCCCGGGCUGAGCUAUGUCGUUUCUAGGUACUACCGCCGCAGCGAGGUCACCACUAGGGUGGCGUUCUUUAUGCUCGUCGCCGCGGGACUUGCUGGUGGGUUCGGAGGGCUGCUUGCUUCCGCCUUGUUGUCUGUUGGGAGUAUCGGGAGCGUGUCGUCGUGGCGGAAUAUAUUUCUCGUCGAGGGCAUAAUCACCAUCGGCGUCGGUCUCGUCUCCAUCUACCUCUUCCCAGCCGACCCAUCCAAAACUCGCAUCUUCAACCCGGAGCAGCGCGCUCUCGCCAUGGCGCGUCUGUUCCACGACCAGCCGGCGAUCCGCGACCACAAGGAAAAGAUCACAUGGUCCUUGAUCAAGCGCGGGGUGCUAACGCCCAACGUCCUGGCCGGGGCGUGGAUCUACACCUGCAACCAGGUCAGCGUGCAGGGCCUGUCCAUCUUCACCGUCACCAUCCUGCGGCUCAACUACCCGGGCCUCAGCACCGUGCAGAUCCAGCUGCUGUCGGCGCCCCCGCCCAUCGCCGGCGCGGCCUUUGCCCUGUGCAUGGCCUACGUCGCCAUGAAGACGCGCAGGCACGGGUUGGUCAUCGCCGCGUGCGCCGGGCUCAACGUCGUCGGGUAUGGAAUCUGGCUGGGGUCGUCGAAUCCGCAGGUUAGGUACGCGGCGAUAUUCUUAAACACGGGAGGUGGGUUUGCGUUUGGCGCGCUGGUCCUCAGCUGGACGUUGGCUAAUGCCGCGCCGGAUACGGUCCGCAAUGUGGCGAAUGCUGCGGUGUCUGGUCUGGCGAAUAUUGGUUCCAUCGCCGCGACGUGGAGCUACAUCAACACGGACGCCUCGACGGGAUACCGGAUUGGAAACAGCCUGAACACGGCGACGGCAUCGUCCGUCAUCUUUGCCGCGCUGGGGUUGAUGCUAUACCAGCGUUGGGAGAAUAAGAAGCGGGACCGUGGUGCGCGCGAUUACAGGUUGCAAGGCGAUCAGAUGCGCGUCGCUACUUUGGGUCAUCUUCAUCCCGAAUUUAGGUAUAUUCACUAGGUGAGAGAGGUGUGGUUUUAUGUUGUGGAACUGGGAUGAGGGCGAGAAAUCAAUUGAGGAUAACAGGGAAUCCUGGAGAUCCUGGGUUAUGGGGGAGAAGUGUCAAAGAUGAUUGAUUAGUGUCGUAUGUCAACUUGAUUUCCAGGGUAAAGCUAGAAGAACAUAGAAGUGGUUUAUGA